Molecule: messenger RNA, 1961 nt
Organism: Radiomyces spectabilis
Lineage: Eukaryota; Fungi; Mucoromycota; Mucoromycetes; Mucorales; Radiomycetaceae
Product: glucose-6-phosphate dehydrogenase
Exons: 3
Coding region: 123-1643 (506 amino acids)
Biological process (GO): pentose-phosphate shunt, oxidative branch; glucose metabolic process
Cellular component (GO): cytosol
Molecular function (GO): glucose-6-phosphate dehydrogenase activity; NADP binding
Source: RefSeq, a predicted model, not a curated record
GGUCAUUUCCUUUCUUUCCUUCUUUUCUCUUUUUCCGUUUUCGAUUGACCUUAUUUUUUCUCAUAUUUUUUUUCUCUUGAAAGCAAACAACAAAAUGAGUUCGCCGAUCCAGAUUAUGCGUGAUGAAGUUGCCAAGGAACUUCAAGGGGCCGUCACUAUCGUUGGUAAGACAAAACCCGUUGCCAGUGCUUGGGCGGGGCGGGCCAAGGUGGGGUUCUCCUGCUUUGUUUGGACUUUACCGUAAUGGAUUUUUGCCGGAAAACACCCACAUCAUUGGUUACGCUCGCACGAAAAUGAGCCAUGACGACUACAUUGACCGCGUGACCGCUUAUAUCAAGGUCAACGAUGAAGAGAAGUUGGAACAGUUUAAAAAGAUCACAACCUACCAUGCAGGACAGUACGAUCAGGAUGAGUCAUGGCAGUCGCUCGAAAAGGCUAUCAGUGACAGCGAAUCCGAGCGCGGAUUGGAUUCCGGCAAGAAGAACCGCGUCUUUUACAUGGCACUUCCCCCUUCGGUUUUCAUCCCUGUUGCGCAAGGUUUAAAGAAGAACGUGUAUGGCAAGGAAGGCGUGAAUCGAUUGGUCGUGGAAAAGCCGUUUGGCAUGGAUACCGAAAGUUCCAAUCAUUUAGCACGAGAACUGGGAGCCUUGUUUUCCGAGAACGAAGUGUACCGUAUUGAUCACUAUCUCGGCAAGGAAAUGGUCAAGAAUAUCAUGAACCUUCGUUUCGCCAACGUCUUCUUUGGCCACAUCUGGGACCGCAAAUACAUUGAUAACGUUCAAAUCACAUUCAAAGAACCUUUUGGUACCGAAGGACGAGGCGGUUACUUUGAUGAUUUUGGUAUCAUCCGUGACGUGAUGCAAAACCAUUUGCUUCAGGUAUUGACGUUGAUUGCUAUGGAACGACCUAUUUCGACCGAUGCGGAAGCGAUUCGCGAUGAAAAGGUCAAGGUGCUCAAAUGCAUUCCUCCCAUCGAAUUGAAGAAUGCUUUAUUGGGACAGUACGUGGGUGCGGAUGGCAAACCGGGGUAUCUCGAGGACGACACCUUGAAAAACAAGCAGAGUUUGACCCCUACGUUUGCAGCUCUGGUGGCUUUUAUCCAAAACGAACGAUGGGAAGGUGUGCCUUUUAUUAUGAAGGCUGGCAAGGCAUUGAAUGAGUCCAAAGUGGAAAUUCGCAUUCAGUUCCGUAAAGUCGCCGGCAACUUGUUUGCUGGCUCGGCUCGCAACGAAUUGGUCAUGCGUAUCCAACCCAAAGAAGCCGUAUAUAUGAAAUUCAACAACAAGCAACCAGGACUUUCGUAUCAAACCAUUCAAACCGACUUGGACUUGUCCUACCAUGAUCGUUAUACGGAUUUGUCAAUUCCUGACGCUUAUGAAUCGCUGAUUCUCGAUGUGUUGCGCAACGAUCAUUCCAACUUUGUGCGUGACGACGAAUUGGAAGCGGCAUGGAAGAUUUUUACUCCGCUCCUCCACAAGAUUGAUGGCAAGGACAAACAAGUCGAUGUCAAGUCAUACGCCUAUGGAUCUCGAGGUCCCCAGGAACUCGAAGCGUUUGUCAAGAGUUAUGGUUAUGACCGACCUAACGUCAAAUACGAUUGGCCACGUCAGAGUAUGUCCCAUCACGCCAACAACAAGCUCUAAAAAAACUCUAGCUAUUUUUACAACUCUCAUCCGUUUCCCGCUUGCUUUUGUUUCUCUCUCUCUCUCCCUCCCUUCCUGGUUCUUCCUCUCUUCUUAUUUCUGUCUUUCCCUCAAAACGGAAUAGCAUAUCGAUGAAUACACAAGAGGACACAGCAGCACUCCGUAUACUGUAAACAAAUCUUUUCUUUAUUUCUCUCUCCCCUCCUCUGUCUCUUUUUUGUCUUGGAGUCGUUCAUUUACGCUUUGUACUUGGGCCUUCCUUUUCAUUUUUUUAUCCACCAUUGUUUUUUUUUUUUUUUUCAGCAACGCUUAUGGGUU